AUGAAUAUUUUCCCGCCCGUACCUGUUUCCUCUUUUUGUGAAUAUGUAAAGUAUUUAGCAGAAAAUAAGAACUUGCGAUUUAAAAGACAAUUUGAGACUAUUCAACGCUCUCGACCCUUACCUUGUCUUGAUGCAAUCCAAGAAAGCAACCAAUCUAAAAAUCGCUAUUCAAGCGUUUUACCAUACGAUUAUUCACGAGUUGUUCUUCAAGAAAAGGAUGAUAUACCAGGAUCAGAUUAUAUUAAUGCGAGCUAUAUUCAGGGGCAUAAAAAGGAAAAUGCUUACAUUGCUUGUCAAGGUACUCCCUUGGAAGAUACUGUCAAUGAUUUUUGGCGUAUGAUUUGGGAACAAAACUCCAGUAGUAUUAUCAUGAUUUCCAACUCAGAAUCAGGAAGACAAAGGCAAAAUUAUGUACAGUACUGGCCAGGUCAAGUUAUAACUCAUUAUGGUGACGAUGGAUCUAUCAGUAUGUUCUACACGGUCUGUCAAUUUAUCGUAAUCAAUAUCGGCUUUUAUCUUCAGUACACAAAUGGCGAGUCGAUGAGUAGAAAAAUCAGGCAUUUUCAUUUUCUUGCUUGGCCAGACCAUGGUGUUCCUGAGCGUCUCAAACCGUUUAUCUUAUUUCUAAAACGCGUUAAGGCACUGUCGGAAAAGGAUGAAGGCCCUAUGAUUGUUCAUUGCGGCGCCGGUAUAGGAAGAACCGGGACAUUCAUUUGCAUCAAUAUCUUACUCAAUCGCCUAUUGGACGAUAAAAUUCUCGACGUUUACUCUUGCGUGACUUUAUUACGCUCUCAACGGGCCUCAGUAGUCCAAACAUGGGAACAAUACAAAUUUAUUCACGAUAUUCUUGUUGAGUGGAUAUUCUCUGGCGAAACUGAAGUACAGUUAUCCAAGUUAAGACGCCAUAUUAACAACCUCCUGAAAGCAAAUCACUCAUCUAUUACCGAAUUGCAACAAGAAUUUAAACAAUUACAAACGUCAUCAGAAUUAGCCCAAUUUCCUGCAUCAACUACGCUGCAGAAUCUGCCCAAAAAUAGAAGCAUGACAAUAUUUCCCUUCGAGUUUAAUAGAAUCAUUUUAUCCAACACUGCGGAAGACUCUGAUUACAUCAACGCAAGUUUUAUUGAGGGAUUUAAGUGCCCAGAGAAUUUUAUUGUGACUCAAGCCCCUUUGCACAAUACGGUAAACCACUUUUGGCAAAUGAUCUGGGAUAAUAAAGUUGAAAUUAUAGUGAAUUUGACCGAGUUAAAAGAAGGCCUAGCGGUUACUCAAAGUAGCCAUGCUUGCUAUUAUCCAUCACAGGUUUCAGAAGAAAUAGUUCGAUAUCACACCUUCACCAUUAAAAAUAUCGGGGAAACCAAACGUGAAGAUCAUCGCUAUAGCAUAUGCCAACUAGAAGUAUCAAAUGCGAAUGAUAAUUGUAUAAGAAAUAUAAAGCUAUUUCGUUUUUUGGCAUGGCCUGAAGAUUCAGUUCCAAGCGGUACAAAGUCAAUUCUUUCAUUUAUAUACAAAGUAAUGGAAAAUGUGCCAACAAAAAAUCAAGAUCCAAUCCUUGUCCAUUGCAGUAAUGGUGGUGGCCGAUCAGGUGUAUUUUGUGCUCUGUGGUCAAUGAUGAAGCGUGCAAAAGUUGAAAAAAUUGCAGAUGUUUAUCAAACUGUUAAAUACUAUCGUGAACAACGAUCAGGCAUGGUGUCAACUUUGGAUCAAUACGAAUUCUGUUAUCGAGCUUUGGAUUCCCAUAUUAGAAUAAGUCGACAUUUAAUGAGCUCGAACAGCUCCCUAUAUAAUCCUGGAUUAGCUGAGUCUGUUGCGGUCGUCAUAGAUUAG
Molecule: messenger RNA, 1827 nt
Organism: Trichoplax adhaerens
Lineage: Eukaryota; Metazoa; Placozoa; Uniplacotomia; Trichoplacea; Trichoplacidae
Exons: 16
Coding region: 1-1827 (608 amino acids)
Biological process (GO): protein dephosphorylation
Molecular function (GO): protein tyrosine phosphatase activity
Source: RefSeq, a predicted model, not a curated record